AUGAAUUGGACACUUGUUUCCUUCUGUCUUAUUUUAUCACACUCCUGUGGAGCUGCAAACAUUACCGAUAUCGAAAAUUUGUAUACCGAUUUGAUUUUGAACGCAACAAACCCAGAAUUACUGAGAAAUGUGCGACCAUCCGACAAGACGAAAGUAAAAGGCUCAUUACAUUUAUUGUCUAUCAGCGGACUGGACGAAAUCUCAGGGACAUUUUCAACCAUCGUUACUAUAAAGUUAAGGUGGCGAGAUCAACGAUUAAGAUGGAACCCCUCCGCUUACGGCAAUCUAAAGGACAUCGUUGUUCCUCAAGACAAAAUUUGGACGCCCUCCAUUAAUAUAAGAUACCCGAUUAAAAAGGUAAAAAAACUGGGUCCGGAAGAGAACUUGGCAAAGAUUUCCAGAAAUGGUUCAGUCAUUCUUAAUUUAGGAGACUUUAUAGAGACAGUUUGCCAGUUUGACGUUACACAUUUCCCAUUUGAUCGUCAAAGUUGUGAUAUUAUCCUCUUUUUGUUGAGUUACACAAAAGAUGAAGUCGACUUGAAACAACGCCUAGGAGACGUAGAUCUGAGUGCGUAUUCUAGCAAUGGCAUGUGGAAGAUCUCCGCUACAAAAGCUUCAGUUGUCUAUAUUUUAACAUCUGAUAACAAUAAGUGUGCUGCAUUGAAAUACACGAUAGACCUUGAGAGAAGGUCAUCCUACUUCGUUCUCACAAUAUUCGUGCCUGUCAUUAUGCUAUUGUUGUUGAACUCGGCAGUUUUCAUUCUUCCCACGGAGAGCGGCGAACGUGUUGGAUACGCCAUAACGUGUCUCUUAGCACUGGCCGUCUUUUUGACACUAACAGUAGACGUUUUACCCCGUACCUCAGAUCCAUUAUCGGUUCUGUCCACUUUCCUGAUGCUUCUCGUGUUAACAUCCGCUGGUAUUUGUCUAGCAACGAUAAUUAGUGUCUGGCUUCAUCACAAAGACGAGAGGUCUCCCAUGCCACUACAUCUGAAGAAAUUUACUUAUUUUAUGUUAUGUAGGUGUCGUAAAGUUCAAAUUUCAGAUUGCACAAGCGAAAUUGUUGAGGCUAGUGAAAGUUCAGAAAAUUUUACGACGAAACUUGCGAAAAACAAUUUAAAACGUAAUGGUCAACCAGUAGCAAAUUCCAAAGUUCAAAGGUUAACAAGCCAAGACGAGGAUGUAACUCUCAGAGGUUCAAAAAGUAAGGACAAACUGGAUUCGAAAAAUGAAAUAAAACACAGAGUCAAGAAAACUACUUCAAAUGAUACCAUUCAUGUGGAGCUGAAAAAUGUAAAAUUGCACAACCACGAAAUACUUGAAAUCCCUCUGGAAAGUGACAUCCUUGAUGACCUCUAUGCCGAUAUCACGUGGAAAACAUUUUCAGAGCUUUUCAAUUUUCUCUGUCUUGUGGGAACACUUACAUUUACUGCCGUCUUUGGAUUUCUCUAUGUUUUAAUUGCAGGUGGUAAUCUCUGAGGAAAGCAUGUGUAUUAACCACAACAAAAUCAUGGAAAAUUGGGGUUACUUUUAUUUAAAAUUGAGCUGUACGAAAAUAUUGUCUAUUAUUAGAUUAACGUUAAAUAUAUUAACUCAAUUCGCAAAAGUCAUACGAGCUUGCCCGUAACGAUAGACAUGGGCUAUUUUUGUUUCUGAUUAUUUAUUAUACAUCUAACGGAAAAUGAAAGAAAACGACUCAUGGGAAAAUCUUGAGAUACAAAGAAUGUUAAAACAUUAUGACAUCAAAUACAAUUAGUAGUAUUGACGCUGUGAACUUUUACGUACACUAUUCGUCAAACACAUUGAUUUUAAAUAAUCUUUUCAACAUACAGUUCAAAGACUUUAUUGAAAUGUUCCACUGAAAAACGUCGUGUGAACAAAUCAAAAAUUAGAAUUAAUGGCAUAUUAUGCACAUUUAAUAAGCGGAAAUAAA
Ostrea edulis (European flat oyster) is the source of this 1933-nucleotide messenger RNA. Its product is annotated as acetylcholine receptor subunit alpha-like. Gene Ontology annotation, molecular function: transmembrane signaling receptor activity; neurotransmitter receptor activity; extracellular ligand-gated monoatomic ion channel activity. NCBI's taxonomy places the organism in Eukaryota, Metazoa, Mollusca, Bivalvia, Ostreida, Ostreidae. Gene Ontology annotation, cellular component: synapse; membrane; neuron projection. The transcript has a single exon. The record is from RefSeq and is a predicted model, not a curated record. Gene Ontology annotation, biological process: nervous system process; chemical synaptic transmission; regulation of membrane potential. Bases 1 to 1479 code for a protein of 492 amino acids.